This is a messenger RNA of Lolium perenne, 1937 nucleotides long. Its product is annotated as zinc finger CCCH domain-containing protein 8. Gene Ontology annotation, molecular function: metal ion binding; mRNA binding. NCBI's taxonomy places the organism in Eukaryota, Viridiplantae, Streptophyta, Magnoliopsida, Poales, Poaceae. The record is from RefSeq and is a predicted model, not a curated record.
AUUACGCGUGUUGGGUGAGUGCUUGCGCAAAAACCAACACAGUUCCCCAUCCCCGAUAACGGCGGUUCCACCCCGCCGCGAGCCCGCGAAACCCUAGCGCCUCCGUACGCCGCCGGCGAUGUCGGACUACCCCUUCUACCCAUACGUCCCCGAUUCCCCAGGCGAGGGUGCGCCGCCGAGGUAUUCUUCGCACGAGAUCGACCUCAUCGCGGCCCGCUACGCCGGCGACUCGUUCCCCGUCCACUCCGCCUCCGGGGCAUUCGACCUGCAUGUCGGCGCGAGGCGACCAGCCGAUGUUCUCUAUCAUCAAUCUAUUAUGGGAAGUCAUAGUACUAUUGGGCAGAGGGAGGCUUUAUAUUCUCCAAACACUAUGGUCAAACGCCCUAGGCUUGAAAGCAGCCUUCCUAUCUACCCAGAGCGACCUGGGGAAAAGAUUUGUGCCUUCUAUAUGAGAAGCAGAACAUGUAUGUAUGGAGAAGCCUGCAAAUUUCACCAUCCACAAUGGGUUCCAGAGGGUGGGAUUCCAUAUUGGAAAGAGGCUCAGAAUGUUGAUGAAUCCUAUCCGGAACGACCAGGGGAACCAGAUUGUCCAUUUUUUAUAAAGAAUAACGAGUGUAAGUUUGGAUCGAAAUGCAAGUUCAACCAUCCAAAGGAAACGGAUAAUGCAACAGUUGCUGGAACAGGCGAUGAAGAGUCUAUAGCAUUUGAUAAUUCUACCUUGCCACUGAAGCCUAAUGAGCCUUGUCCGUACUAUCCAAAAGGCAAAUGCAAAUUUAAAGCAAAUUGUAAGUUCAGUCAUGGCAAUGGUACGAAGGUUCCUUCCAGUGGAAAUGAAUCUGAAAAUAAAGCAACUGUUGAAGCAGAAGGGCACAACGGUGCAGCUGAUGAUUCAGUUUCAGCAAAGAAGAUAACAACAGUUGCUAAGGAGCAUAACUCAAAGGGACUGCCUAUCAGACCAGGUGAAGUUGAUUGCUCAUUCUAUAUUAAGACGGGCAGCUGCAUGUAUGGUUCAUUAUGUCGGUUCAACCAUCCUGAACAACAUGGUCGACAAUUACAAGUUCUGGAUUUUCCACUAGCGGCUCCACUGGGUCUUCUUCCUACUCCACUGGGUCAAUCUCUUCUUCCUACUCCACCGGGUCAAUCUCUUCUUCCUACUCCUCCACUGGGUCAUUCUCUUCUUGGUACUCCUCCACUGGGUCAAUCUCUUCUUCCUACUCCACUGGGUCAAUCUCUUCUUCCUACUCCAGCCUCCGCUGUUCCUCCCGAGAUGCUAAAUCCAGCUGCUAAUUUCCUGCCAAACUUCGAUUUUCAUGCGACACAUGCGCAGAUUGAACCUGAGCCAAUUGCCUACCCUCAGAGGCCUGGAGAAACUGUCUGUGACUUCUACAUGAAGAGAGGAUAUUGUAAGUAUCUUGAAAGAUGCAAGUUCCACCAUCCAGUUGAUCGCUCUGCAGCUGAUCCCGCUGCAAACUGUGAGCCUUCUCAGCAACCUGUGACGCUUACCCUUGCUGGCUUUCCAAGGAGAGAGGACGCCGACAUCUGUGCCUUUUACAUGAAGACGGGGACAUGCAGGUUUGGCGCGCUAUGCAAAUUUGACCACCCACCCCCUGGGGAAGCCAUUGCCAAGGUGUGGUCGAAGCAGGAAGAAGGGAAGUCGUCGAAGCAGGGAGAAGAAAAGAAAGGUGGAAAGAAGAAGAAGAAGAAGAAGGUGGUCGGACCGAGCUUUGUCCUGGAAAAUUAGGCCGCGACAGUCCCCCCAUCCUUUGCUCGAAACACGGUGGGCGGUUAACGCUGUUUCUGUCGUGAGUUUACCCGACCUGUGAUAUAUAUAGCUGCAAGAGAUUACGGAUCACACACUCUACACGUUUGGUUGAACGUUGUACUCGUCAAUCAAAUUCUGAUAUGGACAGUAGCAAUAGAUGUCGUCAUUGUGCAAA